This is a messenger RNA of Juglans regia (Persian walnut), 1094 nucleotides long. RefSeq lists its product as uncharacterized. The coding region runs from base 284 to 910 and encodes 208 amino acids. NCBI's taxonomy places the organism in Eukaryota, Viridiplantae, Streptophyta, Magnoliopsida, Fagales, Juglandaceae. The transcript has a single exon. The record is from RefSeq and is a predicted model, not a curated record.
GCUCAUGAGGGUUUAGAGAGAGAGACAAAGAGAAUAUAGAAGGGCACGGACAAAAAGAUAGAAGAAGCCAAAAACAGAAGACAAUGUUCUCUCUGGACUCCAUUGCCUUUUUCUCUUGGGUACCCAAAGAAACAUGAACUGUGUAUCUUCCUGAUGUUGAUGCUGGAAGAAAAAUCAGGAGAAGAAAGCAAGCACCCAAACAGAUCGGAGUUGCAUCUUUUCUUGCAGACACUGAGCAAUAAAUUAAGAAGCCUACGUACAAAUAACACCUCAGUGCGAGAAAAUGCUGCUUAGAGAAACCAUUCGCAAAACCAAGAUCCUCUUUUGCAAUACUCUCCAAAAAUUCAAGUCUUUAUUCUUUGACAGAUAUCAAAAGCUUCCCAAGCUCCCUUCCUUCAAUCCCUGGACUCGUGGCAGCCCCAACCGAAAAGAUUAUCAAAAAGAUCAAUUCUACAUGAGUUUCUUUGAUGAAUUGGAGGCCAAUCUAGACAAGGUGAAGGAGAGUUACAGCAGUAGUAUAAUGGCUUCAAAAGAGCCCAGGAAGGGUACUGAAAAUGCACGUAGUGGAAACUUCGUGAAGUUGGCAAAGCAAAGUCCAACUGCCAAGAGCAAACAGCAGGAAAAAGAGAAGAAAACCAAUAAAGAACGUUCCCAAAUAGGCAAGAGGGAAGAGUCAUGCUCGAAGAAAACGAAUGGAGGAGAAGGCCAUGGAUUAACAGCACAAAAGAUGAAAGAUUUGGAGAUGAUGGAGGCAGGAGAUGUAGAACAAGUGCUGGACGUAGAAGAGGCGCUCCACUACUAUUCUCGCCUCACAAGUCCUGUUUAUCUAGAUCUUGUCGACAAGUUCUUCAUGGACAUUUACUCUCAACAAUUCGAAGAGGAGAGACUUGGCUCCAAUAUUAGGUUCUAGAUGACUAUACGAUCUAGUCAUGACUCAUUCACUGUGUACUCGGAUCUGUUUUUGUGUUUUUCUUUUUAAUAUCGUUUUAUUUUCUUUCAUUUCCUUCUGCAUGUAUCGUGUUCUUGGGUUUCCAGCUCUGUUGACAAUAUUUCUUAAUAAAUCAAACUUUAUUGCCAUUUGCUUGAGUUUGUCU